AUGCGCUACGUCGCCUCCUAUCUGCUGGCCGCCCUCGGGGGCAAUUCCUCCCCAAGCGCCAAAGACAUCAAGAAAAUUCUGGACAGCGUGGGCAUCGAGGCCGACGACGACCGGCUGAACAAGGUUAUCAGUGAAUUGAAUGGGAAAAACAUUGAAGACGUCAUUGCCCAGGGUAUCGGCAAGCUUGCCAGUGUACCUGCUGGUGGCGCAGUAGCUGUCACUGCGGCCCCGGGCUCCGCAGCUCCUGCUGCCGGCUCCGCCCCAGCUGCAGCGGAGGAGAAGAAAGACGAGAAGAAGGAGGAGUCCGAGGAGUCGGACGAUGACAUGGGAUUUGGUCUCUUCGAUUGA
This is a messenger RNA of Orycteropus afer afer, 348 nucleotides long. RefSeq names its product ribosomal protein lateral stalk subunit P2 (gene RPLP2). Gene Ontology annotation, biological process: cytoplasmic translational elongation. The record is from RefSeq and is a predicted model, not a curated record. Bases 1 to 348 code for a protein of 115 amino acids. The transcript is spliced from 4 exons. Gene Ontology annotation, cellular component: cytosolic large ribosomal subunit; ribosome. NCBI's taxonomy places the organism in Eukaryota, Metazoa, Chordata, Mammalia, Tubulidentata, Orycteropodidae. Gene Ontology annotation, molecular function: structural constituent of ribosome.